AUGUACAUGGCCAGAUGUGGCCCUAAGACUAAUGUGCUGUAUUUCCCAUUUCAAUCGUCCUUUCUACUUUCGAAACGACUUAUAAAUAAGCGUUUUAAGCAUACCCUACAAAUUGAAAAUGAAAAAAAUAUGAUAGGGAACCCCGGUAAAAAUGAAAUAAUAUCUCCUGAAGAUGUUGAAUUCAAAUUAGCACAAUUGCGAGAAUUUACUAAUACUCUAAAAGAACGCAUUCACAAUAUUGAAUCGGUUAAACCAGGUAGCCACCAAAGCAAUGGUAUCGCAUCAAUAUCAGAAGACUCAAAGAAUAUCAAUACUACCGAAACGUUAUCUUCUUCUCAUGAAGGGAAAUCCAACAAUCUAUCUGACUUGAUUCACUCUUCGUUUUUAGAAAAAAUGAACCACGUCGUGCCGACAGUUAUAAGAGAAAGGGUGGCAGACGACGACAUCCUUGCUAAAAACCUUCUCGAUAAAUCACAUAGCAAUUGGGCACCUGUCAUAGAUAGGCUUUAUACCAGUGAGAAACGAUUAAAGAAUAUUGAUUCCAGGGAAUUAUCCGUUUGGUUAAAGGGCACAGUCAAAUAUUUGCCAUUUCAUAGCAUACUCCACUUGGAUAAGAUGCUUUUAGAACAAAUCGAAGGAGAUGUUGUAAAAUUUAAUACCCACAUGUAUGAGUGUAUUUUUAACAACUUAGGAAGUCUGAAACCAACUAGCUCGAAUCACGAUGGCAUUAAUGAUAGAGUUAUUCUCAAAAUGAAAGAGUUGUUAGAGAGGUAUGAUGAGACAUUGAAAAUAGUUGAAGAAAGACGUAAUAAAAAGCAAGGGCCCCCUUCCAGAACGCCAAAGAUGACCCAAGCAAUACUUAAUAAUUGUUUAAAAUACUCAACCAAAUGUUCAAGCUUUCAGGACAUGGAGUAUUUUAUUACAAAAUUCAGAGAUAAUUAUGGCAUAUCUCCUAAUAAGCAAAAUUUAACCACCGUAAUACAAUUCUACUCCAAGAAGGAAAUGAUCAAGCAAGCCUGGAAUACUUUUGACACCAUGAAAUUUUUGUCUACAAAACACUUCCCUGACAUCCGCACAUAUAACACAAUGCUGCAAAUAUGCGAAAAGGAACGGAACUUUCCUAAGGCUUUGGACUUAUUUCAAGAAAUUCAAGACCACAAUAUAAAACCUACAACAAACACUUACAUAAUGAUGGCAAGAGUGUUGGCUACUUCAAGCAGUAACGUCGUUGUUAGCGAGGGGAAGUCAAACUCUUUAAGACUCCUGGGAUGGAAAUAUCUCCAUGAGCUGGAGGAAAAGAAUCUUUACAGACACAAAAACGAUGAAAUGAAUCUAUUUUUGGCUAUGAUGGCAUUAGCCUCAUAUGAUGGGGAUAUUGAAUUAAGUAGAGCUCUGUAUUACUUGUUCAUCGGGAAAAAGUACAAGGCUUUAUGCGCAAAUUGGAAAGGAAGCAUUCUCGUAGAUCAAGAUAAAAUAUGGAAGUCUGUUUUGAUGCCAGAAAUGCUAAAUUAUUUAAUGCUUGCUUAUGCAAGAUUCGAUCCUAGAAAUCUGCCAGUUCUAUCCGGUUAUGAAAAAGGUAUCAAUUUGAGAAGAAAGUUUCUUCGCGAAUUUGACACCUCCUUGAGGUUAGACGAUGCAGACAAAUCGGUCGAAUUUAAAUUGCCGUUUCUUCCGAUUAAUGACUUAAAUUCGGAGGCACAGGUAUUGGCGGAAUCUAAUGCAAUCUGGAGUUUCAACUUGGAAAAUGGAGGAACACGCGAUACAUUAACAUCUGCAAAUGAAACUGCACUAGAGACGAUCAAAAAAUAUGGCCAAUUGCUUGAUUCAUUUGCACAAGAGGCAAAGGAUUUGAAUGAAUUUAAGUUUAAAGUUAUGUACGAAGUGACAAAAAGGCAAAGGGAAAGCAUUAACGUAAACGUGUUCAAUAAAAUUUUACUACACACAUAUCUCUCAAUUCCCAUAAACUUCGGACAACAAAAGGAGUUCCUGCGAAGGUUGACAAUCUUCACUUUUCAACAACACGAAUUCGAAGCUGUCAUAAAGCGUUUAUAUGACGGGUACUGUGACCUUUCUUUAUCCAAUCAAGUUGGCCAAAAUUCAAUAUCAGGUGAAGCCAUCUCAGUAUCCAAAGUUGAGAAGUGGGAAGACCCCACCUUGAGAAUGGAUGACAUAUGGUAUAUUACAUCUCUAAGAUGCAAAAUUAUGAUGGACACCACUUUAUAUGAGUUGGUGAUGAAAGCUGCUAUAGAAUUUCAAAAUGAGGAUCUAGCAAAAAAAGUAUGGAACGACAGGGGCAAAUUUAGGACAACUAUACCGUUUUUGAACAUGGAUCAAAGAAUAAGAAUAUCAAAGGACCAGAAAUUUGCGCACUUAAUGGUUGAAUUUUUCACCAAGGAAGGAAAAUAUUCGGACGCAAUAGCUAUCAUAUUAUCUUCGAAAAAUCGCUUUAAUUGGACAUAUUCCAUGGUUAGGAACUUGCAUCAAGCAUUAGAAGAAAUCGAGGAUAAAAACAGUGUUGAAAUCGUAUUAGAUGUAGUAAACAAAAAAUCACAUGCAAAGGCCCUGAAGUGGGAGGAGAAAGAACUUAAGAUGUAG
Molecule: messenger RNA, 2595 nt
Organism: Saccharomyces paradoxus
Lineage: Eukaryota; Fungi; Ascomycota; Saccharomycetes; Saccharomycetales; Saccharomycetaceae
Gene: CCM1
Product: Ccm1p
Exons: 1
Coding region: 1-2595 (864 amino acids)
Molecular function (GO): protein binding
Source: RefSeq, a predicted model, not a curated record